UUUCAGGCAACCCUGCAGUGCCUGCACGUCUUUGUCAUUUCAAAAGUUGCAGCACUGAAAAUGUUGUCGUUGUGCACUUUUCUUUCUUUGUGCUCCUGCCUACUGCUUAGUGCCCUAGUCUGAAAUUUUCACUGGAUUAAUUUGUUUUAUAAUUAGGUUAUUAGUUUCCCUUCACUGCUGCAACUAGCCUAGGAUUCUUUCUAUAUCUUUAACAUAAUGGGAAUAUCCGGGCUUUUACCUUUUUUGAAAAAAUCAUCUGUAAAUUGCCAUGUCCGCCAAUUCAGAGGCAAAACUGUGGCAAUUGAUGGUUAUUGUUGGUUACAUAAAGGAGCUUUUUCAUGUGCCGACAAAUUAGUGAAAGGAGAAAAAACGGAUGCGUAUGUCACUUACUGUAUGAAAUUUAUAAAUAUGCUUUUGUCACAUGACAUCAAACCAAUCUUAGUUUUUGAUGGACAACCAUUGCCUUCAAAAUUGGGAACAGAAUUAAAACGAAGAGAAAAUCGUGAAAGAAACAAAAUUCAAGCCAGAGAAUAUCUUCGCCAAGGGAACAAUUCAAAGGCCAGAGAAUGUUUUCAAAAAUGUGUUGACGUGACAUCUACAAUGGCUUUGGAAUUAAUUAAAGUUUGCAGAGCAAGAAAUAUUGAUUGUAUUGUUGCUCCAUAUGAAGCAGAUGCUCAGUUGGCAUUUUUAGCAAUUCAAGGUAUAGCCCAUUUGAUUAUCACUGAAGAUUCAGACUUGCUAGCAUUUGGUUGUCCUCGAAUAUUGUUCAAAAUGGACCAAGCUGGAACUGGUGUACUCAUCGAAAAAGAUAAACUCUUUCUGUCUCUUGGAGGACAGGCUGAGUUCUUCAAUGAUGAAAAAUUCAGAAGGAUGUGCAUUCUAUCUGGAUGUGAUUAUUUACCUUCGUUAAAAGGUAUCGGAUUGGCGAGAGCGUUCAAAUUCUUCAGUGGGAGUACAGACAGCGAUUUAAAUUCACUCCUUUGCAAAGUCCCUGCCUGCUUGAAUAUGCCUACUCUCGAAAUCACUUUGGAAUACCGAGAAAAUUUCGUCAAGGCUGAACAGACAUUUCUAUAUCAACUAAUAUAUGAACCGAGGCAACGGAAGCUACUUCCUCUCACUACUUAUCCACCAAAUUUAGACCCUGAGAGUUUACCGUUUGCUGGACGCUACAUGACAGAUGACGUCGCUUUCCAACUAGCAAUAGGUAAUCUGGAUGCCGAAACUCUAGAAAGACUUGACAACUAUGAUCUGGACAUGGUAGUCUCAAAACGAAAUCAAUGCUUACUCACGAAACACCCUAGCAUCUGGUCUAAGAAUUUCGUUGCCCAGCAGUAUAGUUCAUCUUCAUCUGAGGUUGUAAGUGCAAAACCCUCCAUGACAUUUGUGUGCAAGCAAACUACUGCCAAAAUAGAAUUUAGUAUACCAAAAGCAGCCGAACAAGUCGAAGGUAUAAGCGACAACGAGCUGGCAAGCCAAUAUACCAAGAAGGAAUCGCCGUCCUCACCUAUUUUAACUCGUAAACGUAAACGAACCAAUGAAAACAUUUCUCCGUCUCAAAGUCAAGCCAGACGUUCGAUCGAAUCAUCUCUUCGAACAGAAGCAUCCGUGAAUAAUGAAAGUGAAAAAUGCAAUGGUCUUGCAUCAUUAUUGGAUCCCUUUGCAGAACCUAUUAUGACGAAAACGGUUUCCGAGAAUGUGACACCUUUGAGGAAAAGCAACCCGUUCGUCAAGUUAAAAACUUCGUCAAAAGAUGUCAAAACUUCACCACAAACUUCUCCAAUUUCUUCCACGUUCAAGACACUCCAAACUUUCAGUCAAUUGAGGAAGUUUGAUCCCAAUGGCCAGGAGAUAGUUACAAGUGCCUAUUUCCAUGCAGAGAACGUCACAUCUACUGAAAAACCAAAAAGUAAUAUUCUUAGUUGUGGCAACCACGUGAUGCCAAUAAAUGUAAGCGAAAUCUCUUCCCAGUCGCCGAAACCUUAUGCGGGAAAGAAAGACACAUGUUCACCCUUAAUGAAUUCAUCAAUCAAUACCGAGGAAUCUGUCACUGUCACCAAGAAGAUCCCACUCAGUGGGUUUCGAGUUUCCGGGCUUAGUCGACAGAAAAAUAAGGACCCUUCAAAAACAAUUGUAACAAAUGGAAUGAGGCAACUUGAUUUGCGGAGUAUGUUUGCUCCGAAACCGUGAUUUGGCGGGCUCGCUACAAUCGAGAUUUUCCAUUCCCAGGAAGAGCAUUCUAUUUUAAUUUAAUAAAUCGAUUUUGUACAGUGCCCAUGCAACUCAGUUUACUCGAACGAUUUUUUGGUUAAUAAAUUCAUAACUUUCUUUAUAA
This is a messenger RNA of Daphnia pulicaria, 2332 nucleotides long. RefSeq names its product exonuclease 1-like (gene tos). The record is from RefSeq and is a predicted model, not a curated record. Gene Ontology annotation, molecular function: metal ion binding; 5'-flap endonuclease activity; DNA binding. Lineage: Eukaryota; Metazoa; Arthropoda; Branchiopoda; Diplostraca; Daphniidae. The coding region runs from base 217 to 2187 and encodes 656 amino acids. The transcript is spliced from 8 exons.